AUGCUUGCUGAAAAACCUUUAUCUUCAGGACAUCUUAAUGGUGUUAAUGGUGUUAAUGGUGUUAAUGGUCAAUAUAAAAGGUCUUCAUUAUCUAACGUAAUAAAACCAUGUUUCGCGUCCAGAGAAGAAGCUGGAGAACUUUUGGCUAUAUUGUUGAAAUAUUACGCUCAAAAAGAAAAUACCAUUGUUCUUUCCAUAAAACCAACAGCAACUCUCCUUGCAUACGAACUAGCUAAAGAACUAAAAUUACCACUUGAUCUUUUCCUUAUUCGAACACUAAAAAUUGAUGGUCUGACUAUUGGUGCUAUUACAGAUAGAACUGAUAAUCCGUUGCAAAAUGAACAAAUUAUUAGGGGAUGCGAUAUUACACAGCAACAACUUUCCGAGAUAGUUAAUCAAGAGCGCAUCCAAUUAGAAACAUUAAAACAUCAAUUUAAUCCACCAAAUUAUCCAUUAUCAAAUUCGGAGAAUGCUACUGUAUUACUUGCCACUGAUGGUAUCCAAACUGGCCAGAAUGCACGUUGUGCUAUUAGAUUGUUGAAAAGUAUGGGUUAUCGUGGGAGAAUUGUAUUGGUUGCUGGUGUAAUUGGGUCUGAUGCUCAGAAAAUAUUUAUGAGAGAAGCAGACGAAGUAAUAGCCGUGAAAGGGCCCCAGAAUGUUGGUUUAGUUUCUUCAUGGUACCAAAAUGAAGAACCGACCAAUGAACAAAUAAAGCAAGCUUUGCUAAAAGCCAAAGAGUAA
Molecule: messenger RNA, 741 nt
Organism: Diversispora eburnea
Lineage: Eukaryota; Fungi; Glomeromycota; Glomeromycetes; Diversisporales; Diversisporaceae
Source: the annotation of a GenBank genome assembly